AUGCGGAAUUCCACCGCUGAUUACGCUCAAGGUCAAUUUGAUCAUCAAUUCCCUUUCCAGCCGCCCACAUCAUCAUCAACUCCUAGUUUAUCUGGUACAGAAGUAGAAAAUAUACAUCAAAUUAAUUGUUUUUUUGAAAAUCCCACAAGUUUAAUACGUUUCUGUCAUGGUAGUUUGAUCAAUGUGACAAUUCUAUUGGGUAUAUUCGAUUGUUCCAAUGGUUUACCAUUAAUUGGUGUGAUUAAUCAACCAUUCUAUUUAAAUAAUAUGAAUAGUGAUAGUAAUCAUAAUCAUAAUAAUAGUAAUAAUAAUAUCUCAAAUGAUGAAAUAAAUUCACCAUAUAAUUAUGGACGAAUUAUUUGGGGUUACAAUUUCAUUGAUACUGAAAAUUCUUCAACAACAAAUCAUAUGAUUUAUGCCAAUAAUUCAUCUACAUACAUUCACUUAGAUCACGAACUAGAUAAUUUAAAUUUUCCAAAACAAUUACGUUUUCCAAAUCAUUUCUUUGAUUGUCUAUGUCCAGAUCGUGUAUUUAGUGAUGAGAAACCAAUUUUGAAAGUUGCUUGUAGUUCAAUGGAAUUUAGUCGUUUAACUAAUUUAUUUCAUGACUAUAAAGAUACCAAUCAGAAUUUAGUCAAUGUUGUUUUCUUAUCCUCAUCCGGCGCGGGUUUCAAACAAUUAUGCUUAAUCUUAGAUGAAGUGGACGCAUUUAUUUUAAUGGAACCAACUACAUUUCUAUGGGAUACAUGUGGACCACAUACUAUUAUGAAUUCAUUCGGUGGUGGUAUAAUUCAAUUGAAAUAUGCAUUAAAUUCCGUUAAAGCAUUAAUUCAAAAACAAAAUAAUAUUCCAAUUAAUUUAGACAGCAUCAUUCAAUGGACAUUGAAUGAUUUGAAUAAAUUUCAAAUUAAAUAUAAUUCAUUGAAAACAAUGGAAGAGAUUCAAACACUCAAUUCAAUGAAUCUUGCCAAUUGUUGUAAUCGUGAUGGUUUAUUAGCUUAUCGUAAUCCAUUGAUAGCUAGUCAAAUACUUGUUCAUAUUGCAUUGAAUCAAAAUUAAUUUUUCAUACUAAUCACAUAGACAAACAAACAAACAAAUCAAUAACUCACUCAUUCACUCACUAACUCACUAACUAACACUAGUAUUGAUCUGUUUCUGUCAACUCAACAAAAACAGACACACAUACACACAUCCUAGAUUACACGUACACAUACAGACAUACAGUAAAGACAAUAAGUUCCAUACACCAAACUGUGAUAUUCAAUGACUUCAUGUUAUUUUUCCUCUACUAUCCAUAUUAGAAAGAAAGAACUGAUGACAAUUUAUUGAUCAUGAGUAAAUAUAUAAUAUAUCAGUGAAUACACUUUUUUGUUCAUACAUUUCCAUGGUCAAAUAGAUACUUUCAUUACAUAUUCAAAUACUAAGACACUAAAAGGCAACGACAGAAAAGAACCUAAACUUUCUCCAUUCACGUGUUUCUAAUGGAUACUAUUGUAAUCACUGGAUGAACAAAUAUUCAGUCAAUCAGUCAACCAAUCAAUCAAUAUUUUACCAAUGUAUCAUCAACAUUUUCUACUCUGAGGUCAUGUAUUGAUUUUUCUUAUUGGUUACUUUUGAAUUCUCUUACUAAUAUAAUGAUUGAAUUUGAG
Schistosoma turkestanicum is the source of this 1649-nucleotide messenger RNA. NCBI's taxonomy places the organism in Eukaryota, Metazoa, Platyhelminthes, Trematoda, Strigeidida, Schistosomatidae. The record is from the annotation of a GenBank genome assembly.